Messenger RNA from Manihot esculenta (cassava), 2373 nucleotides. RefSeq names its product L-type lectin-domain containing receptor kinase IV.2. Bases 352 to 2373 code for a protein of 673 amino acids. The transcript has a single exon. Gene Ontology annotation, cellular component: plasma membrane. Gene Ontology annotation, molecular function: carbohydrate binding; protein kinase activity; ATP binding. The record is from RefSeq and is a predicted model, not a curated record. Gene Ontology annotation, biological process: protein phosphorylation. NCBI's taxonomy places the organism in Eukaryota, Viridiplantae, Streptophyta, Magnoliopsida, Malpighiales, Euphorbiaceae.
GGAGCAGGCUACAUUUGAAAAUAAAGUAGUAGUAGUCAAUUUUGGCCUGUAGGAUUUUGUUCAUGCAUAACUAAGUCAAAACUUCUCAUCCUAAUUUAAAAGAAUGGGUAAGAAAAUACCUCAUCUUUCCAAACCUCGUAGAAAAGGACAUGAAUGAUGUUUCUUUCAUUUUAAAAAUUAUGCCUUUCGGUAUAUUCUCCAACCAUGGGAACGAGAACAAUUACAUUUAACCUUAAAGUUUGAAUAACAACGAAGCAGUAUCUGCAAAGUAGGAUAUCCCAUGAAUUCAGAAAGACCUAUGCAAACAGAAACCCUCUCCAAAUUAUAACCAGCCUUUUCCAACUUUUCUCAAUGUCUGAUGCUGUAAGAUUCCUCCUCCUAUAUUUCCAUUUGUCCAUGAUUUCCUUGAACUUAGCUCAAGAAGUAGACCAAUUCAUCUACAAUGGCUUCCUUGGAGCCAACCUCCAACUUGAUGGAAUUGCAGAAAUCCAUCCCAAUGGGCUGUUGCAGCUAACCAACACCUCAAAGCAGAAAAUGGGUCAUGCCUUCUAUCAGUUUCCUCUGAAAUUCAAUCCAAAUUCAGCCAAUUCAUCUGAAUCUUUAUCAUUUUCCACUAUCUUUGUGUUUGCCAUGGUUCCUGAGCUGCAAAAUCUUAGUGGCCAUGGAAUAGCAUUCACCAUCUCACCAUCCUUGGAUUUCAGCCAUGCUGUUGCAAGUCAGUAUUUGGGACUCCUCAACACUUCAAACAAUGGUGUUUCUACCAACCACAUGUUGGCAGUUGAACUCGAUACCAUUCGCAGCCCAGAUUUUCAAGAUGCAGAUGCAAACCAUGUGGGAAUUGAUGUGAACAGCCUGAAUUCUAUUGAAUCAGCUUCAGCAACUUAUUUUUCCAACACAGAAGGGACAAAUAGAAGCUUGAAUCUUAUUAGUGGUGAUCCCAUAAAGGUUUGGAUAGACUAUGAUGAAACAGAAACAUUACUCAAUGUGACUCUAGCUCCAAUUAGUAGCCCAAAACCAAACCAACUGCUCUUGUCAACAACCACCAAUCUUUCUGAAAUUCUUCUGGAAUCCAUGUAUGUUGGUUUUUCUGCAGCAACUGGAACACUUGCAAGUAACCAUUACAUUCUAGGAUGGAGCUUCAACAAAUCUGGAAAAGCACAAGACCUUGAUAUUUCAAAGCUCCCCUCACUUCCACCCCUUGGGAAAGCUGAAAAGAAAUCGAAAGUGGUGAUUGUAGUGAUACUUGUAGCAGUAAUGGUUGUGCUUAUAACAAUCGUUGGAGGUACAUAUAUUAUAAGGAGGAAGAAAUAUGAAGAAAUACGUGAAGAUUGGGAAAGGGAAUAUGGUCCUCAAAGAUUCUCCUAUAAGAUUCUCUACACAGCAACCAAAGGCUUUAAAGACAAAGAGCUUCUUGGAGCAGGAGGCUUUGGAAAGGUUUAUAGAGGAAUACUCCCUUCUUCCAACCUACCAGUUGCAGUGAAGAAAGUCUCACAUGAUUCAAAACAAGGGAUGAAGGAAUUUGUAGCUGAGAUUGCCAGCAUUGGAAGGCUGAGGCACAGGAACCUGGUGCAGCUCCUUGGCUACUGCAGGAGACAGGGAGAGCUCCUCUUGGUCUAUGAUUACAUGCCUAAUGGGAGCCUUGACAAAUUCCUGUUUACCAAUGAAAAACCAGUCCUUGAUUGGCCUCAAAGAUUUCAAAUCCUCAAAGGAGUGGCAUCUGGUCUUCUUUACCUCCAUGAGGGGUGGGAACAAGUUGUUCUGCAUAGAGACAUAAAAGCUAGUAAUAUUCUUUUAGAUGGUGGCUUAAAUGGACGACUUGGAGACUUUGGCCUUGCUAUACUAUACAAUCAUGGUUCCAAUCCUCAAACCACCCAUGUGGUUGGGACCGUGGGCUAUUUGGCUCCAGAGCUGGCUAGAUUUGGAAAGGCAACCACUAGCACUGAUGUGUUUGCUUUUGGGGCUUUUCUGCUUGAGGUGGCUUGUGGUAGAAGGCCAAUAGAGCUCCUAGGACUUCCUGAAGAGGUAACUUUGGUAGAUUGGGUCAUUGAGUGCUGGAAAAGAGGGGAUAUUCUUGAUGCUAGUGAUCCAAGAUUGCAAGGAAAUUAUGUGAUAGAUGAAAUGGAGUUGGUUUUGAAACUAGGACUUAUCUGUUCGCACUCUGUGCCCACAAUGAGACCAAGCAUGAGGCAAGUGAUGCAGUAUUUGGAUGGUGAUGCUACUUUGCCAGAUAUACCACUAGAAAAUGCUGCUAUUGGUACAUUCAUAACAUAUAAUGAAGCCUCUGAUUUUGUAAUGUCAUUUCCUUCCACUGUUGGGAAGGGAUCUGGACGUUCCUUCACUAGCAAUGAUUCAAUCCUCACUGAUGGUCGUUGA